CCAUAUCGCCAACUCCAUCUCCAUCUCCGCUCUUUCCUCGCGUUUUCCCUCCCACCAUUAAUUAAUUCCUGUGAUAUCAGGCCUGCCUCUCAGUCCGGUCUUAUCCCCAACCUAGCUAGCUUAUAUAUGCACUGCUCAGCCUCAGCUACACCCUUAGAACAGUCCUGAGCAGUUUACCUCCGGUGGAGAGCGUCAAGCUAACUAGCCAAGAUAUAUAGCUCCAGAGUCAAAAUUACUUCAAUUCAUGGAUUCUUCAACGUGGGUGAACACUUCUCUUGGCCUCAAUCUUGUUGCUAACGACUCACUCCAAGCCAUGGACGAAGGUCAACCUCCUGUACCGACUAUCACGAAAAAAGUAGGAGAGUUUGAAGGAGAAUAUGAUAUAUUUGAAAGCAACCUACGAUCAGUGAAACAGGAGCAGGCAGGUGCAGGUGGUAGUGUAUUAAUGGCUCAGGAGUUAAAUAGAAUAAGUUUGGAGAACAAGAAACUGACUGAGAUGCUAACUGUACUAUGCGAGAAUUACAACUCUCUGGAAGCUCAUGUAAAGGAGUUGAUGACCACCAAACAGCUGGCCUCUGAGAACGAGUCGAUGAUCUUAGGAAAUAACUGCUUGAUCAAGAAGAGAAAGUCACCAGUUGAUGAUCAUCAAGACUACUGCAAUAACGUCAAUAUGAUUGGAUUUACUACAAAUACAAGUACUGGGGAGACAAGCUCCAGUGACGAAGAAGCAUACAAAAGGCCCAAGGAGAUGAGCAACGUCAACUUGAAGAUUUCUAGGGUUUAUGUUCGCACUGAUGUCUCUGAUACGCGCCUGAUUGUGAAGGAUGGAUAUCAAUGGAGGAAAUAUGGUCAAAAGGUCACCAGAGAUAAUCCUUCUCCUAGGGCUUACUACAAGUGCUCUUUUGCCCCAACUUGCCCAGUUAAAAAGAAGGUUCAAAAAAGUGCGGAAAAUCCAUGCCUAUUAGUGGCUACAUAUGAAGGGGAACACAACCACAUACUCCCCGCCGAACCUCAAGUAAUAACAAUAGAUCACGGUGAUCAUCAAGGCCAAGGUCGAAAUCUAAUUACUACUGCCCUACCAUUACGUCAUGAUCAUUCCAGUAUUAGUUUGGCACCCAAGAGAUCAUCAUCACCAUCUUCAAGUCCUACUACCGUGUCUAUGUCUAUGUCGUCGUCAUCUGUACUUGACAGUUCAACAGAACCGGGUUCAUCAUUUGGUUACAAACCGAAUCAAGGAAGGCAAGCUUCCGAUGAUAUUUAUGAAGAGAAGGCUACUACUUUCCAACAGCUUUUGGUCCAACAGAUGGCUUCUUCGUUGACAAAAGAUCCCAAUUUCACAACUGCUCUUGCUGCUGCAAUUUCUGCAGGAAGAUUUAAUAUUUUAGACCAGCCUCAUCCUCAUCCUCCCAUCCCAAAAUGGUGACCGAAUUGCUGUAUCUUUAUAAAUUAAUUAGUUAACAAGUUAGAGCUAGAGAUAGAUAUAUAUCAAAGAUCGAAUAGAUCCAUUAUCCAUGUGGCCUUUCUCCUGUUUUUUCAAGUUUCUGUCUAUUGAUAUCUAUGUCCUUUCAGAGUUGUAAACUGCUCUUCUGUGUAUAUAAAUAUUCUCGUAGUUUGAAGAACUGGAGCUGGUUAUAUAUUCUAAUUAGUAA
Molecule: messenger RNA, 1649 nt
Organism: Rosa chinensis
Lineage: Eukaryota; Viridiplantae; Streptophyta; Magnoliopsida; Rosales; Rosaceae
Product: probable WRKY transcription factor 40
Exons: 5
Coding region: 245-1423 (392 amino acids)
Biological process (GO): regulation of DNA-templated transcription
Molecular function (GO): DNA-binding transcription factor activity; sequence-specific DNA binding
Source: RefSeq, a predicted model, not a curated record